AUGCUUGGUCGUGUUGCCAAGUGGCUUCGCAUGACGGGCAUCGACGUGCUGCACUGGGACAAAUGCGACGAGAAGUCCAACAUGCUCAUUCAAGCGACCGUCGAGCACCGGAUUGUGCUGACGCGGGACCGGAAGCUUGCCAAGCAGCGCCAAGCGCUCGCGUGCUACGUCGUCCUCAGCGACAACAUCGAAGCGCAGUUCCAAGAGAUCAAGAAGCACUUUAGCAUCGAGUUCAAGGAAGAGACGUUCAUGUCGAGAUGCGCCAAGUGCAAUGGCAAGGGCUUUCGCAUCGUACCGCUGGAAGAAGUCCGAGUCGGCGACGAUGUCCCGGCGCGUGUACUCGAGACAGUGACCGACUUUUGGGCGUGCUUGCUCUGCGCCCAAUUGUACUGGGUUGGACCCAAGUACAGCACUGCGCAUGCCAAGAUGCAAGAGAUCUUUGGCGACAUCGGCAGUCAGUAGCAGAGUUUUGUGUAUAGAAAUAAUAGAGAUGCAUCAACAUUGCGCGUAG
This is a messenger RNA of Saprolegnia parasitica CBS 223.65, 511 nucleotides long. RefSeq lists its product as hypothetical. The record is from RefSeq and is a predicted model, not a curated record. NCBI's taxonomy places the organism in Eukaryota, Oomycota, Saprolegniomycetes, Saprolegniales, Saprolegniaceae. The transcript is spliced from 3 exons. Bases 1 to 462 code for a protein of 153 amino acids.